UUUUUGCCCACAUUCGUAAAUAGAAAAUCUGCAUGCACAAGCACACUACUCUCGUUAUAUUAUCUUAAGAAAUAACCAUUAUUUAAACUUUGUUCAACUUUAGCCCAGCUCUACAACAAGCCACCGCAGAAAAAUGGCCCGUGGACACCAGAAACUCCAGUCGCAGCAAAAGGCCCAGGAGAAAAAUGCCAAGCUCAAGAAGCAGCAGGGCCACGGCCUGAGUGACCAGAUGAAGGCGGCCCAGAAGGCGCUCGUAUUUUCCUGUUCAGUGUGCAAGUCCCAGAUGCCAGAUCCGAAGACGUACAAGCAGCAUUUCGAGAACAAACAUCCCAAGGUGGAACUGCCAGCCGAGCUGAAGGAGGUCGUGUAACAAUUUCCACUGCGCAGCGGCCCCAGCGUAUCAACCUUUGUUUAACUUUAUUCAUUUAUACCGGAAAUAUUAGCAACAACAACAACAACAGCAGAAAACAUGUAAAAUUGGAUUUCGGACUCUAAUUUUGUCGAAGCUGAAUUCAGAAAUACAAAAUAUAUACAUUCAAGAGAAUGAAAACAAAAAAAAACAUUGUUCGACACUUUUUGCAGUGUGAUUUACAAAGAUAUUGGCGGUCAAAAGGUUAUAAUUUAUGAAAUAACACAAACUCCACUAAUUAGAAAAAAAGAGCGAUGGAUUUGAUCCGUUCCAAAGCCAUGGCGACACUUAAUCAAAAUGAGGUAAGACAAAUGCAUAGCAAAAUUUUAACUCUUCUCUGUACACCAAUACCAGCGUUAAGUUACGUUCAAUAAAAAGCGUCUCGUUACAAAUUUA
This is a messenger RNA of Culex quinquefasciatus (southern house mosquito), 805 nucleotides long. RefSeq names its product zinc finger protein 706. The transcript has 3 exons. The coding region runs from base 134 to 370 and encodes 78 amino acids. NCBI's taxonomy places the organism in Eukaryota, Metazoa, Arthropoda, Insecta, Diptera, Culicidae. The record is from RefSeq and is a predicted model, not a curated record.